Molecule: messenger RNA, 1732 nt
Organism: Monosiga brevicollis MX1
Lineage: Eukaryota; Choanoflagellata; Craspedida; Salpingoecidae
Exons: 14
Coding region: 79-1539 (486 amino acids)
Biological process (GO): nuclear envelope organization
Cellular component (GO): meiotic nuclear membrane microtubule tethering complex; nuclear envelope
Molecular function (GO): protein-membrane adaptor activity
Source: RefSeq, a predicted model, not a curated record
CCAGAGGGCCAGUGGGGGGGGGUUGAUCUUCGGGGCACGUACGCUCUUGUGGUUCGAUUGAUUUGGGACGCUGUAAAGAUGUCAGUGGUCAGGGCGUCGACGCCAACGCGUCAGCGUCGCCGCACCGGCCCGCGGACGCCACCCGGCUUUGCCACGAAUACCCUGUUUUCGGACGACGAAGAUGCUGAUCGCUCAGUGGCCAGCGAGUAUGAGAACCAGGCCGAAACUUUUGCCAGCGUACUCCACUCGCGCAUCAACAUUGCAACCCCUAAUACCAGCAGCAGCAUCAGGCAUGUGCAAACCACGACCGAGCUGCGUCGUGUGGACAACGACCUGGGCAUUCUCAGCGAGGACGAGCUGGAGUUGGGUCCUAAUGAAACUCUUCUCUACGAUGAUGAUGGCCCCAUUGUCUAUGAGCGGCGGGUUCACCGCGUCCUGCGCAAUACCAGUGAAGACGACUCCGCCAGUGCUCAGACGGAAUCCGUCGGUCGCAGCCCACAUGCCUUUGCUCCCCGUAUCAUUGAUUCGGCCCUUCUUGCAGCGCGUUACCAACAAGAGCGGACCUCGCUUGACGACGUCGACAAGGCACUGCAGUCGUUAAUUCAAGCCAGAACCCAGGCGGAGGCUAGCGCCCAUUCACAAACGGAGAGACCCAAAGGUCACUUCACAAUCUGCAAGCAAAUCAAGGCAUGUGUCUCUAGCAACCUCAUUAUGCUCCGGGAUAAAUUGGCACGCCUGGAAGCACAGCAGACUAACUUUACCCAUCAGCAACUACAUGUCCGCGAUGCACUCAAUUCGCAAGCCCAGAUUAUGCGUCAGACCAUGAUGACCAUGGCAGAAGCUCAGUUUGUCAACAAGCAAAAGGCUUCAAAUGCCUCUCGCUCCGCAGCCGCUUGCCCCAAGUGCCCAUCGUGUCCCACCUGCCCCACCUGCCCCACCUGCCCCAACUGCCCAACCAAUGCCCCGACAAAAGCGUGCCCAGAAACAGCCCCGGCCCCACCAAGCCCUUUGGUCAAUCUAGCCAGCUACGCUCGCGGGGCUCGGAUCAUUGAGACUCAUUGUGCAAGAGCACGUAGCUCGAGCUGGCGCUCUCGUUGGGAAAGUCUUUUCUCAAUGCAGCCCGACCAAUCUGCUCGGGCCAUGCUGAGCGAUUCUAUGGAACCAAAGCAGUGUUGGGCCUUCCGCGGGGCUGCAGCCACUGCGCUCAUUCAACUGGCUGCACCCACGCACGUGGAGAGCGUGGCACUUUCGCAUGUGGCGCAGGCUGCACUCCCAGCAUCACACAAUCAGUCGAGUGCGCCGCGACGUUUCCGCGUCUGGGCUGCAGGAAAUUCCGCUGCUCCAGCCAUGCCUGCAGCUCACAAAAUGCUGCUCGAGGCGGACUUUGAUCCAGCGCGCUCCCCGCAAAGCUUUGCCAUCCCUGCAGUGCAUCAGCACGAGGCUCGCUUUAUCAAACUGGAGAUUCAGAGUAAUCACGGAAAUGAAUAUACUUGCGUCUAUUCCUUUCAGGUCAACGGCCGAGCGACGCUAGUCGCGUGAAAGAUUCAUGCGAUCGCACGUUGGCCAGCGGUUGCAAAGUCGUCGUCGUCCUGGGUCACCUGCUGCGACCAACCUAGCUUCUCUAUCAAUGUAACGGCGCUCACCCCCCAGUGUGCAUCAUAUACCCGGUGGGCAUCUUUCUUCCCUGUGCUUUGCGACGCGUUUCAUUCCAAACAAUCAAUCCAGACGCUUG